This is a messenger RNA of Rosa rugosa (rugosa rose), 1002 nucleotides long. Its product is annotated as disease resistance protein BAK6-like. The coding region runs from base 1 to 1002 and encodes 333 amino acids. Gene Ontology annotation, molecular function: protein binding. Lineage: Eukaryota; Viridiplantae; Streptophyta; Magnoliopsida; Rosales; Rosaceae. The record is from RefSeq and is a predicted model, not a curated record. The transcript is spliced from 2 exons.
AUGGCUUGCCACAAAGUAGCAGCUGCUUCCUUUCAACUUGUUUCUCUUGUUAGUUUCCUUCUUUUCUUAAAUCCAUAUUCUUCUAUUUUCCUUGAAGCCACAACAAUAUUUGCCAACUCCAAUACUGUCGAUGAUGAGAGGUCCAAUGCAGCUUGCAUUGAGGAAGAGAGGAAGGCCCUCCUUGAAUUCAAGCAAGGUCUUCAAGAUCCUUUGCUUUCGCUUCAUUCUUGGGUUGGCAAAAACUGCUGCAACUGGCACGGCAUAGUCUGCAACAACCAAACAGGCAACAUCAUCGAUCUUCGUCUUCAGGAUGCACAAAUCUCUGGUACACUUUCAACGUCAAUUGGUAGUCUUUCGCAUUUGGAAACCUUGGACCUCUACAACAAUUCGUUCUCUGGUCCACUUCCAAUAUCAAUCGGAAAUCUUUCACAUUUGCAAACCUUGGAUCUUUCUCGCAAUUCAAUAUCUGGUCCACUUCCAACAUCGAUUGGACAUCUUUCAAAUUUGCAGACCUUGAACCUCUACAACAAUUUAUUCUCUGGUCCACUUCCGAUAUCAAUCGGAAAUCUUUCAAAUUUGCAGACCGUGGACCUUUCCGACAACUCAAUCUCUGGUCCACUUCCAAUAUCGAUUGGACAUCUUUCAAAUUUGCAGACCUUGAACCUUUCCUCAAACCCAAUCUCUGGUCCAUUUCCGAUAUCAAUCAGAAAUCUUUCGCAUUUGCAGGAGCUGCGCCUCUCAUGGACUGCAAUCUCAGGUCCACUUCCAACAUGGAUAGGAAAUCUGCCACAUUUACAGUUGCUGGACCUUAACGACAACUCAAAAAUGAAUGGAACUAUUCCAGAAAGCAUCGGACAACUUAGAGAGUUAAAGUACUUGUUUCUCGCGGGUUGUUCAUGGGAAGGCUUUAUAUCCGAAAAUCAUUUUCGGAACACUAGCAGAUUGGACUGGUUUAUGCUAUCCAGCGAGGCAUCUAACUCUUUGGUUUUCAACAUGUUGUGA